Bufo gargarizans (Asiatic toad) is the source of this 3415-nucleotide messenger RNA. It is a transcript of the gene CCNE2, whose product is annotated as cyclin E2. Gene Ontology annotation, cellular component: cyclin E2-CDK2 complex; nucleus; cytoplasm. Gene Ontology annotation, molecular function: cyclin-dependent protein serine/threonine kinase regulator activity. Gene Ontology annotation, biological process: G1/S transition of mitotic cell cycle; regulation of cyclin-dependent protein serine/threonine kinase activity. The record is from RefSeq and is a predicted model, not a curated record. The transcript is spliced from 12 exons. Lineage: Eukaryota; Metazoa; Chordata; Amphibia; Anura; Bufonidae. Bases 75 to 1283 code for a protein of 402 amino acids.
CUUUUUGGUUUACAGAUAACCUUGUGCGACAUCCAACCCCGUUUUCUUACAUGUUUGUUUCUCGUUUCUGAAUAAUGUCAAGAAGAAGUGGACGUCUACAAGCAAGAAAUGGAAAAAGCGAUGCAGAAAACGAGUGUCCGUCUACAGUUGCUACAAGGAAAAGAAAAGCCGAGGAAGUGAAGCCUGCCCAUGACGGUCAGUGGGACACGAAGAGACACAACUAUGAGAUCCAGGCCUGCUGGUCACAGAUAACGGCAGCUGAAGGGGCGACCCCUUGUAUCCUCAUCGAAACGCCACAAAAGGAAGUCUCAGUCCUGCCCGACAUAUCAAAGUUUGCACGAUACCGGUUCCAGAAUCUCUUCAUCAGUCCAUCUCCUUUGCCAGACCUCAGUUGGGGAAGUCCAAAAGAUGUGUGGCUGAAAAUGUUGAGUAAAGAGUCCAAAUACAUUCACACCAGCCGUUCACUACAAAACCACUCCACCCUUAAUCCAGACAUGCGCUCUAUCCUGUUGGACUGGCUCAUAGAGGUGUCUGAAGUGUAUAGUCUGCACAGGGAAACCUUCUACCUCGCUCAAGACUUCUUUGACAGAUUUAUGUUGACGCAAAACUCUGUUAACAAAAGUAUGCUUCAACUGAUAGGUGUCACCUCCCUGUUCAUUGCAUCAAAACUGGAGGAAAUCUAUCCUCCCAAACUUCAUGAGUUUGCAUAUGUCACUGAUGGGGCAUGCAGUGAAGAUGACCUUAUUGAAAUGGAACUAAUAAUACUUAAGGCCUUGAAAUGGGAACUGAGUCCAGUGACUGCAGUUUCUUGGUUAAAUCUCUUCCUUCAAGUCUCCUCUCUCAAGGACUCCCCCAAGCUGCUAUUACCUCAGUAUUCCCAGGAACAGUUUAUUCAGAUAGCUCAACUUUUAGACUUGUGUAUGCUACACAUUACCUCACUGGAUUUCCAGUACAGGAUUCUGGCAGCUGCAGCAUUAUACCACUAUACUUCAAUGGAAGUAGUCACCAAAGCUACAGGUCUGGAGUGGGAGAACGUUUCAGAAUGUGUUCACUGGAUGGAACCUUUUUUCAACGUGGCACAAAGAAACCCUCCUUUUCAGCUAAAGAAUUUCAAGAAGGUUCCAGAAGAAGAUCGCCACAAUAUCCAGACUCACAUGACCUACCUUGACAUGCUGGAUGAUGUCAAAGUAAAACUGGAGCCUUUCCCAUUAGAAGGACAAUCCCCAGUGUCUGUCGGUGGUAUCUUAACUCCUCCUAAGAGUACAGAGAAGACUCCUGUAUAACAUUGGCAGAAUGCUCUCUAAGUGGACGCUUAUUCAUCAGGCCCUCAUGGCAGUUUAUGGGAAGCUUUCGCUGGGUGCACUGAAGCUGGAAGACGUUAUGGGUGGUCUUGCACUCUUGCCCAAGUGCUUGUAUGUAGUUUACUAAUUUAUUGGCUCCUCACCCCCUUGAUGGUAUGGGAACGUGUAUGUAAAAUGUUUGUGCAGGCACUUUGCAAUUUUAAGAAGGUUAAUAUAGUAAAAAUCUGUUCCCUGCCAUCAGUGGGACCAGUGUGCUUCCAGGACUUCUGUAAGUCAGGUGCCCUUUAAGAUCUAAUGAAUGGGCUUGAAAGACAAUGUUCAGAGCCUUUCACUUUUGCAUUUGGAUCCCGAAAAAUGAACUUGUGCCUAUGGUUUAGGGCCACGCCAGCAGGAUUUCAACACCAACUUGGUUCUGGAUGAAUGUUUUUUUUUUUUUUUUUUUUUGUGAACUGCUAGGAAAUAAUGCCUAGAAAAUUGCCUGGUUUUAGUAUUUAUUUCUUAGAUUGGGCAGUGAGAUGGCAGUAAUCUAUGUGCUGUAUACAGUGAUCGGCGCGGAAAAUCUGAAUCUAUGAAUUGCUAUAUUCGCUUCCAAUCGAACUGGACUUUACUAAUUCCCGCUAAAGAUGGUGGUCGUUGUGGGAGUACCCAGCUUGGGGGUGCUGGCAUAGGAUAUUAACUGCUGGAAAAGUUGUCCCUGAUUGUUACUGAAAGGAUAAUGAAUGUACAAACGUACAGCACCUUGUCCUCCACUAUAAGGAUGUGUUCACACGUUUUCCAAGUUUGGUUUUAAUGGCUGCAGUUAAAUCUUUCUCCUGCAACUGAAUGGGGGCUCGUUUCUGCAGCGGGUGCACAGAUUACAAACUUAAUUCACUGCCCGGGACACUUGCAGAACUUUCUGCACCAUGUGUGCUGUGAAUAUAACCUAAAAUGGUUCAAACCUCGGAGCCAGUGGUGUGCGCAGCACUACAGAAAAAACAGUAUUUUAAAAGCUGUUCAUUUACUGUAACAGUUUUAAUUGAAAACAAAACGCUUGCGUAGACGUGAGAACCUAAUGCUGUGGUAGGUGCAGUUUUACAAGCUUCGAUGAGGGGGAUGUAGAAACAGUUGUUCCCGAUAACUGUAAAAGUUUCAGGUGAUCACCCGAUACACGCAAACUCAUCUGGCGGGUGAUCUAGAGACAUAAUCAAGGCUGGUGUUCCCAUACAUCUGUCUUGGUUUUCCCUGCGUUGGAGUAAGAUGCGCCUACUUUACUAAGAGGCAGAUGCGUCUUAAUGAAUGAGUUGCAUUUCUGGCACUGUGUGCCAGUCACUGAAAUGUGGCUGGUGCAGACAUAAGCUAGAACACGUUUUUGGUGCAAAUUAUGGUAAAUCUGGUGGCCUGUGCCAAGCCCUGACGCUUUAGAAAAGUAGUGAGAAGUGAAAAAAGUUGCAGAUUAUGGCAUAUGCCAUAAUCUGCAACUUUCUAGCGGCGUCAACACUUUAAUAAAUGUCCUGUUUGUGCAGCUGAUCUGCUGCCCAGGAACAAUGAUUCUAUGGGGACAAGCUUUAGGGGGAACCUGUUUGCAGGAAUGGCAGGGGGUCCCAGCAGUAGGACCCUCGCUGGUCUAAUAGUCAUACUUGGUCUGCUUUUCUCAGUAUUUAUAGGGGUUGCCUCAAGAUAGCACCUAUCCCGUGGCUAAGUGUCAGAUUGCUGGGACCUCCAAAGAUCAUCGUCUGGUGUCCCCUGUUUGAAUGGUGCUGCCAUUCUGUUCAGAUUGUAUGAGACUGAGGAAAAGCAGAGUGCAGUCCCAGAGCAUCUGAAUAACAUGGCGGCAUGCAUGCUCAAAUGCUGCUCCAUUCAGAGGUCCUGUAUCCCCCUCCCCUUCUGAUCAGCGAGGUUACUAGCAGUAGAACCCACCCAUCAUCUGUCCUGUGGAUAGGCAAGUUUCAAUCUCUUACAUACAACUCCAGCUUUAAAGGGAUUUUUCCAAAAUUUGCUGGACAUGGGCAAUAGCACAUUUUCCUUUAACUGGUGGGGGGCUUCCAUCACUGCCUGUGGCCUGGUCAUUGGCUGAAGCUUUUAGUGGGACUAUGAACAUUACACUCAAAUGUUCUGAAAUAGACUGGGUGCUGGUA